Messenger RNA from Nicotiana tabacum (common tobacco), 555 nucleotides. Lineage: Eukaryota; Viridiplantae; Streptophyta; Magnoliopsida; Solanales; Solanaceae. The record is from RefSeq and is a predicted model, not a curated record.
AUGGACCUCUGGGAACUAGUGGUGGAGGUUAGGAGGGUGAAUCACAGGCUGAUGACUAUUAAGCUAGUCGUUGGAGGUUUUACUUUGAACAUACGCAGUGUAUACGCACCCCAAACAGGCUUGGAUGAGGAAGUCAAGAGGCGUUUCUGGGAGGAUUUCGAUGAGAUGGUGCGUGGUAUCCCCCAUAUUAAGAAGCUUUUCAUAGGAGGAGAUUUCAACGGACACAUUAAAGCGACGUCUGAGGGGUAUGAUGAUGUGUAUGGUGGCUUUGGUUUUGGAGAUAGAAACGAAGGAGGAAUGUCUCUUCUAGACUUUGCUAGAACAUUUGAUUUGGUGAUAGCAAACUCGAGUUUUCCGAAGAUGAGGGAGCACUUGGUCACCUUUCGGAGUUCGGUGGACGAGACUCAGAUUGAUUAUUUACUUUGCAGGAAGUCCAAUAGAGGUAUUUGCACGGAUUGCAAGGGGGAUGGGGAGAUUGAUGAAGAUGUCACAUAUUGUAUUGGAGCUGGAUGGAUGACAUGGAGACACACUUCCGGUGUUUUAUGUGACAAGAAG